Molecule: messenger RNA, 1585 nt
Organism: Oncorhynchus nerka (sockeye salmon)
Lineage: Eukaryota; Metazoa; Chordata; Actinopteri; Salmoniformes; Salmonidae
Exons: 5
Coding region: 139-1095 (318 amino acids)
Source: RefSeq, a predicted model, not a curated record
UGGACUGCUUGAUAACCACUUCCGCUUUUUUCCACGCAGGUCAACAUUUGCGUUUACCUAGAAAGACAGUAAAGACAUUGUAGAAAGGUUUUUGUUGAUUAAAACUCACGUUUAGAAGAUCGACAGGUUGAGAUAUUUAUGGAGCAUAAUAAUGGAGAUACUUCUAGCUGGUCGAUGCAGCGACGAAUGGAAGGUUUGGUCAACAAACACAUGGCAGACAUAGCACUAGAAACACUCCAACAGAGACUAUCAGCUGUGUCCGACGAAAUGAACCAUCUUGCGGAACAUGUCUCGAGACGCUCGGAGGAUGUUCCCAAGUAUGAUAUUCCAAGACGCACAGAUGUAAACUUUGACGUUGAGUCACUGAGUGCAACAUUUAGCACGGGUAGUGUUGGGGAAAAGUUGGCGAUCCCCGGCACCUCAUCAUCAGCAGAGACGGCUGCCCAGCGUAAAAUCAUCUCCCUGCUGGUGGAGAUUAAGGAGGAGCAGCAGAGACAGUGGGGCGUUUUGAGGCAGAUGCAGGCCAGGGUUCAGGGCCAGAGCUUUCCGGUGGUAGAGGAAGAGGUGGAGGCUCUAGACAUUGACAUCCCACUGAGGACCAUGGAGCAGCUAGAUGACACAGAGAGGCACCUGGAGGAUGCAGGAGCACAGAAGAGAAUGGUGUCUCACCUGUCACGAAUGGGUGGGGCCACGUUUGAUGAUGCGGUGCGAAGGCUCAUGCAGGCAGUGCUAUCUUUUGCUGUGGGCUCUGAGCUCAACUGGGUAGGCCGAGGCCAGAAAAGGAGCUUCAGAAACACCCGCCUCCAAGGGGUUCUCUUCUGUGCUCUGAAAAGAACCCCAGUGGGCAAAGAGGCCACACAUCACCAGUUUGCAGACGUGGUGAAGAAGUGGCUGCGGUUCGCCCCAUUCAGACAGGGAGGGAGUGGUCGACGGCAUUAUAAACCACCUGUUGACUUCCUCUGUCCAAAGGAAUGUGUAGAUCUGCCUACACAUCAGCCUACACAUCCACAAACAGAGCAAACGGGCUCUAACCAGAAGAGGAGUGGGAGGCCCCGGUGCACAACUGCGCAAGAGGACAAGUACAUUAGUAUCUAGUUUGAGAAACAGACGCCUCACAAGUCCUCAACUGGCAGCUUCAUUAAAUAGGACCCACAAAACCCCCGUCUCAACGUCAACAGUGAAGAGGCGACUCCAGGACGCUGGCCUUCUAGACAGAGUUGCAAAGAAAAAGUAGAUAUUCUAUUAAAAAUCUGCAGUUUCCAGCUACAAUAGUAAUUUACAACAUUAACUAUGUCUACACUGUAUUUCUGAUAAAUUUGGCUGUUAAUAUAGGCCAUGAACAUUGCAGUUUGUAGUAGGUCUAUGACGUUUUCAUCCUUACGAAGACGCAGGCUUCCGGGUCAUUCAGAUGACCUCUUUCUGCACAUUAUUUUUUCUAUAUAACUGUGAGUGAGUGAAUGUUAGACACGAAAGCAAUUUACUAUAUGUUAAAAAGUAAUGUCUAUAUAAGCUUAUUUCUUGUAACAACCAUCAUACAUUGUAAAUAUCCAUAAAUUGAUAUUUGUAAAUACAUAUUUCUCAUUAA